GGUCCACUUGAGAGGCGCUGGCAUCUGAGCGCCCACGCGCACCACCGCCGCUGGGGGGCCCUCCUCUCCCUGACACUGCUGGCCCACCGCGAGAGCUCCCAUCCUUCUCGGGCCUGCAUGCGCACACGGGGAGCCAGCCCACGUGUCCCCUCCUUCCACGUGUGCCCGCUCCGGUCACGUCCUGUGGCGCCGAGACGUGGCGGGCCGCCACGGGCCAGACGCCGCGCGCCGCGGGGUAUAUCCGACUGAGCUCGCUCGCGACACCCCCGCCGCCGUAAUCGACUGGCACCCACCCACCGCCGUUCCAUCGAUCCCCAUGUCCGACGAUCAGCAGCAUGGCGGCGGCCAGCGGCAAUGCCGGAGGGGCAUCACGCCCGACGUCGAGCUCGGCGCGGCCCUGGCGCUGGCCGACAUGGCCGGCAGUAGCGUCGGGCUCGGACCGGCCCACGAGCGCGCGCAGGCGAAGGGCAAGGCGCGGCCGGCUGUGGUGCAGCUGCACACGGGCGCCGGCGCCGAGGAGGCCAUGACCGACGACGAGGAGAUGGCGAGCACCAGGCUGAGCCUCCAGCUGGGCAGGGUCGGGAUCCAGUCGUCCUCCUGCUCCAGCGGCUCCAGCGCCGGGCGCCCAUCAUCGCGGCAGCCGGCGCCGGCUACUCACGGCCCCAGGCCACGGCACAUGCUCACCGAGGCGGAGAAGGAGGCGAAGCGGCUGCGGCGGGUGCUCGCCAACCGGGAGUCGGCGAGGCAAACCAUCCUUCGCCGGCAGGCGAUUCGAGAUGAGCUUGCGCGAAAAGUUGCAGACCUGUCGUCAGAGAACGAGACCAUAAAAAAGGAGAAGGACCUGGUGAUGGAGGAGUAUCUGUCCCUGAAAGAGACGAACAAGCAGCUGAAAGCUCAGGCACACGACCUCUCGCUUUCCUUAUUCUAAGCAAGGGAUUUUCUUAUUCUCGUUCUUCUAGCUAGGAUCGAUAGGCCGGCCGAGCAAAGAAAAAGAAGAAAAUAAUUAGAGGCUGGAACUAUCCAGUUGUUCGAUUCCAAGCUAGCCACAUGACCGACCUUUACUGGGUCAUCAGUGCCGUACACAUUAGCCGAGUUGGGAACUGUUUCGGCUGAGCCUUGCUCUGACAUCUGUAUGGAUGAAUGAUCAUGCUGUUUCUAUAAA
This is a messenger RNA of Panicum hallii, 1162 nucleotides long. RefSeq names its product light-inducible protein CPRF2-like. Gene Ontology annotation, cellular component: nucleus. Bases 317 to 928 code for a protein of 203 amino acids. Gene Ontology annotation, biological process: regulation of DNA-templated transcription. The transcript is spliced from 4 exons. The record is from RefSeq and is a predicted model, not a curated record. Gene Ontology annotation, molecular function: sequence-specific DNA binding; DNA-binding transcription factor activity. NCBI's taxonomy places the organism in Eukaryota, Viridiplantae, Streptophyta, Magnoliopsida, Poales, Poaceae.